UAGUAGAGAGCAUUGUCACAAACUCACAUCGAUGGGUCACGUGACUGACGAAAUUCUCCAUCAGCUGAUAUUCAUCAGUUCUCGAGUCGACUUUCGUUGCCUACAACUAUACAAGUUGUCUGCUCUCUGGUUGUGUUGUACGCUGGGGCUGGGGCGUGAAAAACUUCAUUUUCAAUUAGUUUGUUCAAUUUUAAACCUUGAAAAUCUGCAGAGUCAAUACUCAUUUUUUAUCGCAUCAAGUCAAGGAAAAUUCAAAAGUUUGCAUGGCCGAAAGUCGUGUCUAUGGGCUCAAUAACGCAAUGCCUGAGCUUACAAGUUUACUUCGUUUACGUGUGAUUGCUGGGCAUAACCUUUGCAAGAAAGACAUAUUUGGAGCAAGUGAUCCUUAUGUGAGAAUUGAUUUGGUGGCAAAUAAUGGAGAACAAGUGAUUGAUUCAGUGUUGACACGAACCAAGAAAAGGACCUUAAAUCCAAAAUGGGAUGAAGAAUUCAUAUUCCGGGUCAAACCUUCAGAACAUAAGCUAGUGAUGGAAGUGUUUGAUGAAAAUCGCUUGACCCGAGAUGACUUUCUGGGAAUGGUAGAACUUCCUUUGGUUGGACUUCCAAAGGAACUACCAGAUACAAGUAUACCCAGGAAAUAUUACAUUCUUCGGCCACGAAGUGCGCGUUCCAAGGUCAAAGGACAUCUGCAACUAUAUCAUGCAUACAUCCCUGAUCCAAAUGAAGUUUCGGAGAUUACAGUAGCCAAUGAUUCUGUCGCUGCAACCGAGCCUCAAACUCAGGAUCCCGAACCUGGUUGGGAAAUGGUUGAUACGACAGAUGGUGUUAAUAGUGCUGGACAGGCACAAGUAGAACAGCCAGCUAGACCCGUUUACGUUCAGGGAAGUUCUUCCGCUCCAGACGUCGCCAAUGCAACGGCCCAGUCUGUCCCUUUGCCUUCUGGUUGGGAGGAACGUCAAGAUGCUAACGGUCGAACCUAUUACGUUAAUCAUAUUGCUCGCACCACCCAGUGGGAGAGACCGUCCAUCCAGCCAGCUGUGAUUCAGGAACAGCAGUUGGCACGUGAACGUAACCUUGAAACUGCUGGAUCGGAUAUGCAACGACGCUAUCACAUAUCGGACGAUGCCCAUCCGCUUCAAGCUGGACUAGAUGCAGCCGCUGGUAUUGCUGAUCAGUUAAGAGAUGUACAAAUUAAUGGCAGUCCAAGACCUAGUCCAGCGUCACCUCGUCACUCCGUAACGUCUAUUGACGGCGGAGAACAGGUUGCAAAUAGUACGUCUCCAACCCCACCAAGACCUGUAGUUGUUCCUAGCAGUGAAGGACUACCACAAGGUUGGACAGUGCAAGUUGCUCCAAAUGGACGUCUAUUUUUUAUCGAUCAUAACAAGCGGGCUACAACUUGGGUGGACCCAAGAUCAGGGAGACCAUCGACACUUCCGCGGCAGAGCCAGAGCCCUGGAAACAAAAACUUCCAAGAUGAAGCGCUGGGACCUCUUCCGGAAGGAUGGGAAGAAAGAAUCCAUAAUGAUGGCAGAAUCUUCUACAUUGAUCAUAAUACACGAAUUACCCAAUGGGAAGACCCCCGUAUGUCGAACCCUAAUAUUGCUGGACCGGCUGUUCCUUACUCACGUGACUAUAAAAGGAAGUACGACUUCUUCAAGUCGCAACUUAAGAAACCAGCCAACAUUCCAAACAAGUUUGAAAUUAAAGUUCAUCGAGCCUCUAUACUGGAAGAUUCGUAUCGAAUUAUCAACACUGUCGCCCGACCGGAGCUGCUCAAGACGAAACUUUGGGUAGAAUUUGACGGUGAAGUCGGACUCGAUUACGGCGGUGUUGCUCGUGAAUGGUUCUUUCUUCUCUCUAAAGAAAUGUUCAACCCAUACUACGGCCUGUUUGAAUAUUCUGCUAUGGACAAUUACACGCUGCAAAUCAACCCAAUGUCUGGAUUGUGUACCGAAGACCAUCUGUCUUAUUUCAAAUUCAUCGGUCGAGUUGCUGGCAUGGCAGUUUAUCACGGCAAAUUGCUUGACGGCUUUUUCAUUCGCCCAUUUUAUAAAAUGAUGUUGGAAAAGCCCAUCGAACUGAAAGAUAUGGAGUCUGUCGAUACUGAGUACUUCAACUCUCUUGUUUGGAUCAAAGAGAACGAUCCAAGCGAGUUGGAUUUAAAUUUUGCUGUCGACGAAGAAAGCUUUGGCAAAACAAUCCAGCGCGAGCUGAAGCCUAACGGGACCAACAUUCCUGUCACCAAUGACAAUAAACAUGAAUACAUCAAUUUGGUGAUCCAAUGGAGGUUCGUGUCCCGCGUUGAAGCUCAGAUGCGUGCCUUCCUCGACGGUUUCAAGGACUUGAUUCCUUUGUCGAUGCUCAAGAUCUUCGAUGAAAAUGAGCUCGAAUUAUUGAUGUGUGGUAUUGGUACCAUUGAUGUCAAAGAUUGGAGAGAACACACCAAUUACAAGGGGGAUUACAAUGCCAACCACAUGGUAGUGCAAUGGUUUUGGAGGGUGGUUUUAUCGUUCAAUCCCGAAAUGCGUUCUCGAGUCUUGCAGUUUGUUACGGGGACAUCACGUGUUCCCAUGAAUGGAUUCAAAGAGCUGUACGGCAGCAAUGGCCCACAGCCGUUUACCAUCGAGAAAUGGGGCACGCCAAAUAACUUCCCCCGUGCUCACACUUGUUUCAAUCGUUUGGACUUGCCACCUUACGAGAGUUACCAACAGCUAAGAGAUAAACUGAUCAAAGCCAUCGAAGGAUCUGAGGGCUUCGCCGGCGUAGAUUAAACGUGCCGAUAAUCUUUAAAAAAAAAAGAUUUCUUGUUUGCGUGUGUUUUUCCUGUAGAGAUUUCUCUUCUUUCUUAUCAUUCUUAUUCUCUUUCCCUACCACUGUAAGUUGUGUAAGAUCAUUCAUUCCACCAACGGUGCGUGUCGUAUAAUCGAUUUCUGUCUUAUGCCUCGAAAACGAUCCUCUUUGUUCACGAUGCCUAUGGAGACGCCGUGUACUCUCUUUAUUUACCUUCCCUUUUUCUCCCCUUCCUUGGGUAGUGUACAGUUGGUAUAUUUCUCUCUAUCUUUCUCUUUAACUCUUACUUUUAAACUAUGGAAAACAUUUGUUACUCCGACAUGGCCUGGAUCAUUUGUCAUGAACAGGGUGCUGAUGGAGUUUGAUUUCGGGGGGUUCGACUUUUGCCAUUUCUUGCAUCACUUGAGGAAAGUGUAGAUGAAGGUGGAAGCAAUUUCAUUGCGUUUUUCUACUUCCCAUUCGACCCAUAUUCGGUAAAAUCGUUGCAAUAUUAUUAACCAACACCAUAACAUCAUCUAUUCUUUUCCCCGUCGCGUCGAUUUAAUCCCGACAAUUGCCUGCGUGUUUUGUGUUACAAUUUUUUCUCGUUUGUCGCGACUAUUCUACACAGUGUGAUACAUAUUAUUAUACAGUCUA
This is a messenger RNA of Daphnia pulex (common water flea), 3429 nucleotides long. It is a transcript of the gene Nedd4, whose product is annotated as E3 ubiquitin-protein ligase NEDD4-like. The transcript has 17 exons. Gene Ontology annotation, biological process: ubiquitin-dependent protein catabolic process; regulation of dendrite morphogenesis. The coding region runs from base 264 to 2774 and encodes 836 amino acids. The record is from RefSeq and is a predicted model, not a curated record. Gene Ontology annotation, molecular function: ubiquitin protein ligase activity; protein binding; sodium channel inhibitor activity. NCBI's taxonomy places the organism in Eukaryota, Metazoa, Arthropoda, Branchiopoda, Diplostraca, Daphniidae.